This is a messenger RNA of Clupea harengus (Atlantic herring), 1096 nucleotides long. RefSeq names its product hormonally up-regulated neu tumor-associated kinase homolog A-like (gene hunk). The record is from RefSeq and is a predicted model, not a curated record. Bases 484 to 993 code for a protein of 169 amino acids. Gene Ontology annotation, biological process: intracellular signal transduction; protein phosphorylation. Lineage: Eukaryota; Metazoa; Chordata; Actinopteri; Clupeiformes; Clupeidae. Gene Ontology annotation, molecular function: protein serine/threonine kinase activity; ATP binding. The transcript has 2 exons. Gene Ontology annotation, cellular component: cytoplasm.
ACACAAAGCAUUCAACAGUCUAUCGCAAACGUGGUUAGGUGUGGAUGUCACAUCAUCAGCUUCUGAACCGUAGCUUUUUGUUAAUUACUCGUUCAACAUUUAUUCUAGGGUAUUCCAUAACCGUUACUGGAGAUUUUAUUUAUGAUCAUUAAUUGGUUUGCUUGUCCUUAUUUCGGCAACGAUUAAAAACUGCUUAUAGCGCAACUUGGGUCCUUUGACACUUCCAUGGUCUACUCACGUCAGACAAAGCGUCAGGUUGGACAGGUGGUGCGUGUGCCAAUUUCAGUAAAGACGUCCACAACAGGCUAUUAGGAACAGCGGCGGAACACAGGGGACUUUACUUCAGAUGUCCGUUGCUGAGAGCAGAGCUAAUAUCGUUUUACAACACGUAAGGAGAGAGACUUGGCUGUCGCACGUAACGUAACUGAGCGUGAGAGCGCACUGAGAAGUUGGCAGUCUCCAGUGCCAGAAGCUGUCAAGGAGAUGGUGGUCGACGCUCCAAGACUUUUCAGAGUGAAAGCUCCGAAUUCCAAAGAAAAUGCUUUACCCGCACCCCUUAAUAACAGUCCACCUGGGGACAUCCUUCGCAACUUCUAUCACACGAAAAGAGUUGGAAAUUACCUCAUUGGAAGAAAACUUGGAGAGGGCUCCUUCGCAAAAGUUCGAGAGGGUCUUCACGCUUUGACAGGGGAGAAGGUCGCAGUGAAAGUGAUUGACAAAAGGAAGGCCAAGAAAGACUCGUAUGUGACAAAGAACCUGCGGCGCGAGGGUCAAAUCCAGCAGAUGAUCCGCCACCCGAACAUAACGCAGCUGCUGGACAUCCUGGAGACGGAGAACAGCUACUACCUGGUGAUGGAGCUGUGCCCGGGCGGGAACCUCAUGAACCACAUCUACGAGAAGAAGCGCCUGGAAGAGCGGGAGGCGCAGAAGUACGUCCGGCAGCUCGUCAUGGCCGUGGAGCAUCUCCACCGGGCCGGCGUGGUGCACAGGUGAGAUCCUCAAAGAUCCCCUCAGUGUGUCUCACUCGACUCUCACAGCUAACUUUUUUUACUCAGUCCGUCUGUCUCUCUCUCUCACACACAAACACACACACACA